GCAUACAUAUAUGUAUAUUCGAAGUAUUACUCAGGACUCUUCGUAGAAGAUCAUGAUUGUUGAUGACAAUAUUUUAAAUGUCUUUCUAAUGCUUCGCGCGUUAAUAACGGAAGAACAUGUGUAUUUACUCUCAUCCGACGAAUGAAGAUAAAUAAUUAAUAACGAAAUCACUCAACCAUGUCGCGCCCUCGUCCGCACGCGUGCGCGCAAGAUCCGAUAGUUCGAAUUUCACAUGCAGUUACAACGACAAUCAUGUCGACAUUUAUCGAAAACUGGGAACAAGAUGGACGAAUACGACAAAAAGUUUGCAGAGAUGCAAAAGUACAUUCCAUUCCUGGAAGUAAUGAUCGAGAGAGUAACGAUGCAGAAUGCUAAGGACAAAGACAAUUCAACAAGGGAAGUUCAACUACAGAAAAUGCAAAGUCUGCACGGAAUUCUGUUAGACAGCAAGCGAAAAUUGAAGAUUGAGACGCUGCAGCGAUGCGAGAAUGUUUUACAAAAACUGCACAAUAAAGUAGAAAAGAGCUCCCAAUCAGACGCAGACGAGCGCCCGUGCACCCAUGUUUUUUCAGACGAGGUGCACAUCACUGAAAAAAAAAAAUCAAAUCGGAGCAAUAAAAUGGAAUGGAUAAACGCGGAGAAUGAUAAAGAAUUCGAGCAAACGCCAGCGAGUCCAGAUACUGUAAGAUCUUCCAGUCCUGAUUGCCAAAUUCUACCUAUAGUUAUUCCCACGGAGCGUAACGUAGAAUCGAAGAACCGAAAUCGAAGACAACAAGAACAACGUCCCAAAGUAAUACCAGUUAUUACGCUUUCGGAUUCAAAAACUAUAACCAUCUCGUCGCCAUCAGAUUCUAAUCCGGACGAGAUUACAUUUACUGAAUGGGAUAUGUUGGAAGAAUCGGAAAGGCAUAACGCAAGGAAUAGAGGAAAUCGACAACCGUCAUUACCAGUUGCUAUUAGUAACGAUGUAACGACCGCUGCAAAGUUAAUCAGUAACAGUCUGCCACAUAAAGUCAGCGACAGCAGAAAUUAUGCGUUAGAUCCGCAAGACAUACCGACUGUUCCAGUACCUUCUCUUGGUGGUUCUAGACGAUUGUCCUCAGUUUUAGAGAAAAAUAAGCUCAAUUUAGAGAUAAUGACUAGUUGCUCUAGAACAGAAUCGCCCGUGAACGUUCCUGAAGUAAGACUUAAUUCUCCUGAUCCUGAAAUAAUGCUUGCUAAAUCUAAACCUACAUCGCCCAGAUCGAAAGACAGCAGUACGUUGAAGCAACCGUUAAAACCGCCAUCGUCGAUACCGCUUUUGUUUUCGCCGCCGCCUUUGUCUCAUGAGCCUCCAUUGUCUAUGGAAGAUCUGGCGGAAUUGUUGAAUGACGAAGACGAUGGCGAUAAGAGCAAUAAAGUCAGUGAAAAUGCCGCUAAACAAAAGAAGACGGACCAAAUAUCAAAGAAUCUUUCAGUAUCGGAGAAAGAGAAGCUUACUACUAAAAAAGGUUUGCAGCAGUCUGCAGGAGUUUUGCCUAUGAAAACAAUUUCAUCGAUCGGAUCACCUCGUCAAUCAAACGAUUCUCACCGAAUAUCGGUAUCACAAGCACUAUUUUCUAAAACCAAUUUUCAAGAACCACGUUAUGCGGAUAACUAUGAAAGACAUCCUCGUCAACGUGACAUUUAUUCUUAUGAGAGCGCGAAAGAUAAAUCGAUUACUAUUUCUGAAGAAAUCCCAUCUCCGAUACCAGUCAUUCAUAAUACCGCGAGCAAAUCAGAUGAGAGAAACAUUUCAUUGUAUCAGAGACGUUCCAGCGUACCAGCGGAAGGACGGAAGGAUGCGAGUCUGCCUAGACCGGAGAACGAAUUUGUGAUAGAUAAUGACUAUUAUAAUAUGCACACUAAUCAGAUACAUUGGGUUCCUCCCACUACCAAUGAUCAAUUUGGCAGCAAUCAGUGGACACCUUCCUCUUAUGGCGGAAUGACCAAUGCACCUCUGCAACCCACUCAACAUCCUUUUCAACGUCCGGUGGAAUCGCAAUUUAGACAAAAUCAGUUUCCGCCAACUCUACCCGCUGCUGCUUCUAGACCAUUGAUCAAUCCCACGGUGCGACCAGACAUGAGUCACAUGGUAAGACCAGAAAAUAUUCGAGAAGAUAUACCUCCUUUGAUGCCUUCCGGAUAUCCGUUGCAAUACAGAGGCUUUCAAAUAAAUCAAGGAUCUUAUGAUCCAAGCUUUCCUGUCGGCAGACCGACGGAAUAUCCCCAUGUAAGACCGACAUGGGAAAAUUCCGCCAAUCCUUCUUACGAAAAUGUGAUUCCUUGUGGAAUUCAAGUUGUGGAGAGUACCACAGGGACACAUCCACGACCCAACACGCCUUGCCCUUGGGGUACGACAGCGCGUGAUAGAGAUCGGAGUAAUAUAAAUCAGAGCAGAUACUACGAGAGAAAUAGGACAGAAGUGAGGCCCGGUUUUAAUCGCGAUGGCCGCCGAUCUGAUUGGUCGUGGGAUAACCACUCUGAUCGAGAAAAUUUGAAUCGUUUCCCGAUUCGAGAUCCACGAGUUCGUACGGAACACAACACGACAGGUGCCAGAGAUCAGGCCAAAGAGACCGGUGUUUCUGCAAGAGAUCCACGUCUUGCCAAAGAUAAACACAUCGUGAACACAUCAACCAAGACCAAAGACAACGUUCUUAAUGAAAGGGAUCCUAGAAAACGGUUAUUACCGACAAGUACAAAGACAGCAAUAUCGCUAACAAAGGAGAAACAAAAAUCUCAGAAAUCGCCCGAAAAAGAAAAGGACAAGCUUUUGAAAGAUAGAAUGCAGUCACCGCUGGAAAGUCUUUAUGGUGUGAUUGAUACGAAGGCCAAUCAGAAUUCUGGCUUGCAAAAGUUCAAAAUUCCGAAAAUCAAACGACCAGAACCAUUGCAGUUAAAUCGAAUCAUUAACGAGACAAAGAAGAAAGUUGAAAGUGCUUCGUCUAAAUCGUCGCGUACAAAGAGCAAUAAAAGCAAAGAGCCAAAUAAGAACAACAAAUUGUAUCCCAAGAGUAAGAGCAAAGACGUUGAGAGUACCGAAGUGAGUAGUAGUAGCGACGGUAAUCAUGCAACGGAAAAUUCAGUUGAACAAGAUAAUAUUGCAAUGGAGAGGAACAGUUUUUCGUCAUCUCUUGAAAAGUCUGACAAAAACGAGACGAGGAUUGGCGAAGCAGACUCGGCGAUGAGUAAUUCCAAGUCCAGUCAUAUCGCGAAAAAGGGAAAGACGAAAGAAUCAGAAGUGCACAAAUCGUCGAAACCUAAGGAAGCGGUGACAAAGGAAUGGAUUGAGGCGCUAAUCAAGGAGUCGUUUGAAUCCGGUGAGGGCAAGAAACUAGUCGAACACGCGAAAUUGAUACAGAAGUUCGGGGAAGUGCUCAAGGCGAAAAACUUUAAGAAGAUUAAGAAGAUCAUUGAGUCUGAAUCCGAAAGUAAUAGUAGCAGUAGUUCGGACAAGGAUGAAACGGUCGAAGCGAAAAAGUCUCAAGUUAAGAAAAAGAGACGAGUGAUAAUGUCGGAUAGCUCGGAUGAUGAAUGUCUUGCAGAGAGGCUUAGUAUCUUAAGUACCAACAUUGACACGAAUGAUGAGAGAGAAUCGACUUCAGCAAUUCCUGCCAUGGAUCCUAAAAAUUUGGAAGAAAAUUUCAAGGCAACAACAUUCAUUGAUAAUUUGAGUAAAAAACUAACUGAAGAUAUUACCGCGAAGAAAAGUGAUGAUUUAUUAGAGAGUCGUGACAAGGAGUGCGCUCAAGUAGAAUAUAAAAAUAAGGAUAAGCAAUUAGAAAAGAGAAAGAAUAAGAACGAUCGAUUAGAAAAUUAUAAUGAAAAUACUGAUAUUCAAUCAGAAAGCGAAAAACAAAUGAGUAGUAGAUUAGGAGAUAGUGGUAAAGAGAAGAAAUCAAUUAAAGAUAAUCAGGAUAAUCAGGUCGAUCAAAGCAUUCUAUCAAAAGAUAGUGCAGAAAAUAGUAUAGAAUAUCUGAGUCAGGAUAAUACAGAAAGUAAUAUAGAGCGUUUGGAUCAAGAUAAGGAUUGGGCAACGCAAUCUGUCGUUUCCGAUAUUGCAAACCAAGCUGAGGAAAUUUCAAUUGAUAAACCAAAGGCAAAAACGAAGAGAAGAAAUUCUCUGGAGAUGUUGCAAGAGGAUAUCAGGGACAUGUUUAUUAGCGAGGGUGUAGUAACGGCGACAGGUCAUCGAAUGUGCCGAUUGUCGAACUCUAAGAAAGAGGAAACAUCGAGUACUGCUGAGAAGAAAAUUGUAGAGUCCAAUACUGAAACGAACGAGUUGGCAGCGAGUAACGCCAAGAGGAAGAGUUCAAAGUCUCGUAACGUUGAAGAGUCGAAAUCAAAAGCUAAAAGCAAGGACACUAAACGGAUGACUCGCAGUUUACACAAGAAAUCUAUUCAAAGUUCCGACAGUGAAGAGGAUCAACCGUUAGCUCUGCGAACAGAGAAGUUGCUCAAUAUCACUACCAACACUUCGUCGAAUGAAGAAGUGGCUUGCAGUGAAGAGAACUCUGAUACAAUUCGCAGAUCUAAACGCGUUCUACAAGACCUUAUUAAGGAACCACGAGUGGUUGUGGAGAAGGCGGAUCUUACAAAGAUAAUGUUUGACAGCUCGUCUGAUGAGAGUUUUGGCAUAGACGUGUCCGAGUUAGCUGCGGCGGUGGACAUUUCUCUUCGACCGGAGAAGCAAUCUGAUCAGGACUCGGUGGACACAGUGAUUAGUUCGAGGCGACGGAGAAACGCCAACAGUACAGGUAAACAACAAUGGAACUUGAAGUCAAAGAAGUCGUUUGCAAUUACUGACGACAGAAGUGAAGAUGGGAAAUCGUCACUCACAGAUGAGGAGAGUGUAAUAUCGGACAUUUCUAUGUCGAGUAAUGCAACUGCCCGAAAAGGAACAAGCAGUGGCGCAGCUAGAACGACAGCUAGAGAGGAACUGUUGAGUAACAUUCUGGUAGGAUUGUUGCCGACAGCGGAGAAGAACACAUCGGUCGAUAAGGGUAACGACGAAGCGGAAUUCGAGGAGGACGCGAAUGAUCCAUUAGCUAUCGAGCCGAACGUGAAAAAGUCUUUGGUGAAAAAGAAGAAAAAGAAAUCUGGUUGGAAAAUGGGCAGAUUGACUACUAAAAAGAGAAAGAAGAAGACUACUUUGGUAGCUUCCUCGAAAACUAACGUUGAGAGCGGAUCGAAUACUUCAGCGGAUGCUGUAGAAGCUGAUACAUCGCUCUUAAAAGAUAAGGACCCUGUAACGAUGGAGAAAACUCCUGAAAAGAUUCUUGACGACGACCAUGCGAAUGUAGAUUUUGCAGUGGAAGACAACGAGGUUAAACCACUUGUAAAUAUGGAUAGCUUUGAUGUAGAUUCCAAAGACUUCAGCAACUUUACUACUUUAUUAGAGUCUUUGGAUACACGUGGAGAAACACCUGAUGACUCGUUUCUUUCCGUCGAAGAGAGUAAACCGUUGAUAAAAAUGGAAAUAAAAGAGGAAGUAAGUUCGAGUAGCGCUGAUCUUACUGUGGCAAGUACCGCUACUGGAAACAAGUUUUUUAAGGAAUCGCCAAAAAUUGUUUACAAUGAAUUGAUGACGGAGCUCUAUCACAGAAUAGAUAUCAAGCAUCUGAUCGAUUAUGCGUGGGUCGGUCAGGACAAAUAUAAAUGCUUGCUAUGCUUUUUCACCGGCAAAAACAUCGUCCAUCAUUACAAGGUCAGUCAUUCCGGAAUGGAAGUGCUUAUCUCGCGUCUCAAAUUGACGGACGCCAAGACUGCGAUUAUGGACACCGAGUGUGAUGUGACCACAAUGGAUACGAGUCAGAUAUGCAAGUUUCGUUGCAGAUUCUGCUGUUUUGUUACGGAAGGUGCAGCGGACGUAGCACUCGAGGCAUUCUACGAACACUGUACUACACACACGGGUGAAUAUAGGUUUCACUGCAACAAUUGUUCUUACCAGGCAGUGGCCAAAGCAUCCAUGAAGACGCACUAUUAUAAGAUAUGUCGCAAGAAUAAAACGUUCAACGAAUCUGCGUCUGAAGACGUCAUACCGAGAGAGAGUGGUAUCUAUGGCUACUUGUGUGGUGCUUGUAAUUACGUACAACUAAAGCGACAGAAUGUAGAGGCCCACGUUGCAUUCUGGCACCGAGAGGAGCAGAUGGAUACCGAGAUCUUGAAGAUUAAUAUGUCGGCGAUAACUGUCUCAGCGAAAGACGCUGCGAAUAACAACGAUGAGCAAUCGCAACACGAAUCGCCGUCCGUUAACGCGUCCGAGGAGUCUUACGCCGUAGAAACAAAGCCGCAGGUGCUUGAAUUUGAAGCUAUGGAGUGCACAGAUCUAUUAAUGGAUAUUGAUAUCGCGAAGCUAAUGGAGUCCGAGAGCAAUAAUGAUAAUAUCAGUAAAUGUAUUUCAUUUGAACAAAAAACGAAUGAAGAUAUCCAAAUCAAGGAGGAAAAAACGGAGGAAACUCCGACGAAACUGUCUCCAGCGGAACCGGAGAGCUCGUCGGUGAGUACCGGUAAUCUAAGCGCAUUUGUUUGUCCACCUGAAUUGGAAAACAAGGAAAUGGAGAUACAGCGGGAGCGACAGAAGACGAUGCAAGAGAUCGCCAAUAAUAUCGGUAUCUUGUUAAAGAACAUUUCUAAACCCGGUUUGUCUAUAAUAGACAAACUGCAGGAUAAGAUGCGCACGGACGCGGUGGUUGCAGCUAGUCCAGUUCCUGAAUGUAACGCGUCAGCGGACGUUCCGGAAACAAAUGAAAACCCUUUGUUGCCCGAUUUUAUGAAUUCAUCCUCUGCAGAGCCCUUGAAAACUGAGGACCCAAUUAAGAAGGACAUCCUUAGCCAGCAAUCGAGCAGUCAAGGCAAUCCUCCCCUUUCUUCUAUGGAGGAACAAUUGACUACCGAAAAAUCAAAAGUAACAAACGAUGCGGGUGACAAAGUGGACGUGAAAAUCCGGGAUCCUCUUACGAUCAUGGAUCCAUCUAAGGACAACGAGAGCGACGGCGAAAAUAGCGACAACGAACGCUCGGCACCGAUCUUCGAUUCGGACUCCAGUAGCGAACAAUCGGAUUCCGAGCAGACUGACGUCAAUAUGAUCCUGAAGGAGACCUCGAGUAUGAAUGUAUCUUCAUCACGGGACCCCAUGUUAACGACGAUACAGAGGCUGGCUGCGCAGCUUCAGAAUGUGAAACCUUUGGAAUCAGUACCACUCGAGCCAACGAUCGAUAUUAAGAAUAUUAAGACAGAGAUCAAGACUGAACCCGUGUCGCGGUUUCCAAAACCACCGGGCGUCGUACCGAUCGCUAGUGUCAAGCGUUUGCUUGAAAAACAAAAUGCUAAGUGUUCGGAGAAGAACGUGUCAUCGAGUAAGAAUGCCACUCCGCCCAAGAAUUUUCUCAGAUUUAGGCGACUCAGCGGCGAUAUGUUGUCUAUGCCGAUGCAGGUUUUGGAUAAUCAAGAAGAUUUGCAAGAAUUUAAUACAGGUGGAGCGCAAUCAGAUAGCGCGAUUGAUGGAUUAAAAACGGAUACAGAGGAAGAAUGUUCGUUUUUGAAGAUCGAAAAUGUGAUUAGUCUCGCGGAAUCGGAUCCCAAUGAAAGUGUUGCUAUAAAUGACAUCAGGAAAGCGGUAGAGAUAUCUCCUAUGAAAAGUAAAGAAGUGUCUGUUUUAAGAAAGUCCAACCAACCUUUAAUAUUGAAGAAGAUCUCACCGCAGCAAGUGCUAGUCAAUACGAAUGUGCAAGCACCGAAGAUGCAAUUGAUGACCACUCCAUUGACAAGUCUAUCGACUAGCCCAUCAACUUUGAAUUACAGAUCAAGGAAAAUCAAAGUAAUACGUCUACCUAUAGUGAUCAAUUCCAAAGACACGUCGCCCGCGUCCUUCGCGAUCAAGUUGAAAUCUAUGGAGAUGUACGCGACGAUGCUGACAGAGCCAAAGCUAGUUCACUUUUACAAGUGCAUGGGCUAUAAUUGCUCUUUCACGACCGACUUCCUUCUGGAUUAUUAUCGACACUAUAUUAAACAUUACGAAGAGACUGACGAGCAGAGUAAUGCAAAUAAUUAUAACAAAUGUGCCUAUUGUUACACAUCUAUGAAUGACUGGUACGAGAUGAAAAAUCACUUGUUGAGUAAACAUCUUCAUUGCCGAUAUCAAUGCGGUUACUGCUUUUAUCGAGCCAUUGUGCCGUUUCAUGUACGGCAACAUCAGAUAUUGUGUCAUCCCAAUACCGUGUUUUAUUAUUUAUUUGACAAGAAUCAGAAGCCGAUACAGAAACAGGAACAGAUUAAUCGCCACCCUUAUGUACUACCCUUUAUAUGCAAACAUGAUUGUGACAAAAUAUUUUAUAUACCUGAAGUAUUUGUGAAGCACUUAAAGACGAAACAUUCAUCUUGUCCUAAUUUCAAAUGUCAUGUAUGCAACACUAUCCAUUCUACGAUAGAACUUCUUGUAUCUCACUACAAAGUACACGGAUUUUGCAAAUACCAAUGUUUGUAUUGUUUUUAUGGUUUUGAAACUCCAAACGAAAUACAUCAGCAUUUAAGCACUUUGCAUUAUGAUCGAAUGCCUCAGGUUCUGGAACGUACACUUCCUACAGUGCCAUCACGCCAGACAGAAGUUAUAAAUCAACUCAUUUUACGAACUUUCGACGAUGAAAAAGAUGAAGGAAAUAUUGAUUCGAACGCUGACGAUUCUAAAAAGAAUACAUCAGUUUCGUUUAAUGUUGGAAUGAUUUUAAAUGAAGCUCAGUCUAAUCCACCAAAAAAUUUGAAAGGAGAUGUUUUGGUUGGGGCAGUCAGUGAUCUAAAGAACACGGAAGUUAACGUUCACAUUUCCAAUAUUUCAACAAAACAGUCUGUAGAUACGUCUCUCGCCAAUAUCAACACAAAUAUAAAUAAUACAUGUGCUGAAAAACAAUCUUUGGAAAAUGAAUCGUUCCAAUCGGAGAAGGAAACAUUAAGCGAUCGCGCCACAAAUCAGAUUCUUCAAGAACCGAAAUUGGAUAUGCCCGUGAAUGAUUCCGGUGCAGUUCCGUUAAAAGUCUCAGAUGAAUUCAAUUGCAGCGACGAAUUCGUAAAUACCAAUCUUCUUGAUAACGCGGAUCUUUUAAAAAAAUUUACAUCCAAUUCCGACAAUAUGUUUUCUAAAUCCGCGGAUAAAACUGAAGAUAGUGAUAUCGAGGUUUUGGAAAGCGAAGAGAAAGCCACGCAGAGCAAGACUGAAGUUGAGAUAAAGAAAAAGGCAGAACCGAUAUUUUCCGAGACAAAGGUUGAGAAUAAAGAGCAGGCUGCAUCCAGCAAUAUUACCGAAAUGAAAUGCACAGUCAAAAAGGCGCCAGCACAUACUGCUAAUGCGGCUGCUCACUCAGACAAACCUUUAACUUUAGAUGACAUUAAAGAUACCGGCCGUGUCGGACACGAGUUAUAUAAAUGCGGUUACCUGUAUGAAUGCAGUUUUACGGCGCAAAGCUUAAUCUUAUUGAAAUUGCAUAUGAAGACGUGCAAUUUAGGAGACCCUAAACAAAAUUUAUUUUGUCCGCAUUGUAAGAAACGUAUCGUCAAAAUUUGCUUGUUUCUAGAACAUAUAAAAACUCACGGAUUGAAGCGUUUUGGAUGCAGUUUGUGUAAGCUAAGAUACUCUGUUCCAUAUCAAGCUACGGCUCAUAUGAAGUCAAAACACAAAUUUUUCCACACGAAGAUAGUGCCUGCCGAUCCAACAAACCCAGCGGUCGAUGGUCUCUUUACUGUACACGCAGUUUCUUACGAUGCUGCCGAUCGAAGAAACAGGAAACGUAAACGUGCUAACAAUAAGUCGGGAACAGAACAGGAAAAUGAAAAGAAUGUGGAUAAUGAAAAAUUAUCGUUUAGUCCCGAUGAAAUAGAGCAAUUACCACGUCAAGCAAUUUACAAUCGGGAAGUCCAGUGUGCUGUAUGUCCUUACACAACCAAAGUUCGGACAAACAUCAUCCGGCAUUUGCAGUUACAUGCGAAAGACGAGACUGUACCUGAGAGCGGUCCAGUUAAUCCUGUUCCUUGUUUAGAUAAGAAGGAGAAGAUGUUCGAUAAGAUGGUGAAUCUAGCCAGCAGCUCACACCAAAAUGGCCGUAUGAGCGCGAAACUGAAAGAAUCUAUUAAGGAAAACGAGGCGGACGAUAGUAUACCGAAGUUUGUACCGGAACACAAAAGAUAUGUAUGUGGCGUAGCUGAAUGCAAUUACUUAACGGUGGACGAGGCAAUGUUAAGGUAUCACUUAAAGGCCCUACAUUCAGAAGAACCAUAUUUCCGUUGUCCACAUUGUCCUACACUGGGUCAAGAGAAUCAAAAUAUAGUGAUCGACAAAAUGGGCAUUCAUUUGAAAAUGCAUGACGCAAGACUCUAUAAAUGCUCCCAUUGUAAUCAUCAUCAUUAUCAUAGGCACGUUGUGGAGCGGCAUCUUGCUGAUAAGCAUCCGGAGAAGAGACCUUUCGUGAAAGUAAUAAGGGAAAUAGAAAACACGGAGAAUGUUCAACAACCAGUCCAGGAAGAGACCGAGGAGGAGGUACCCGAUCCGGACGGCAAUCAUUGGAAAUGUAAUGUUUGCGAUUUUAAAUGUGUUUACAAAGCUGACAUAGCCACCCAUGCUGACUCAGUUCAUGGUGAGAGCUCCCAAUAUAAGUGCACCCUGUGCUCAUUUAAAACUAGUGGAAAGAUACUUCUCGAGCAACAUCUAAACAACAAGCAUACAAACGAUUCUAACGCCGAUUACACCAUGAUAUACCAGAGGAUAAAGGGUGUCAAUAAACGGAACACCGAAGUCUUAGAGCAAGGCGGGCAGGAUGAACCCUUUGAUACAACACCACUUUGGAGUAGAAAUAUGCCACGAAUUCGGCAUAUUCGCGGUAUUCUUUUGGAGGAGGAGGAAACAGAAACGACCGCGACGAGUGAAACGUCGCCUGCAACUUCAAAAAUAUCUGUAGGUAGCAAACGCAAGAGCGACGCAGAAAUCGUGACAAAGCCGGCUAAAAUAAAAGUGACCGGGAAAUCCAUAUCUCUCGAUGAAGAUAAUAAACUGUCUAAGGAAUCAAAAUCAAAACGGUCACUUUCAUGUGAUAAAAUAUCUGAGGAGGCGGAAGGUGAAGGACAUACUAUGAAAGAAAGUACACAAAGCAGAGUCAUUGGCAACAAAUUGGGUAAAGACCCAAUGGAACUGAUUGACGGUAAUGAUUCCGAUGUAGGAAGGUUUGGACCUUACGGCAAACCGGAUGCCAAUAUGUAUGUCUGUACGCUGUGUAAUCAAUUCAAGACGAAAUACAAGCAUGACAUGAGAGAUCACCUUUAUAGGGAGUUGAACUAUGCUAGAUUUCACUGCAAGACUUGCGGAUAUGUAUCGGUGAAUCGUAAAUCAUUACUGCAGCAUAUUGGAAAACGUCAUAAUGGAGAAGGCACAAACGAGCCACUUUCGCCGGAUAAUGCGAUUGAAGAUUGGGUGAUGACUUUAUUGAAAAAGCAAACGGACAUGAUCAAGUCGUGGAAUAACACGAAUGCUGUCUGUAAAAAUACACCCUUUAAUACAAGCUCUUCAAAUUCAGAUGUUAGUCCCCUGAAGAUCUCAGCCGACAAGAAGUCCGUAAAUCUUGCAUCUACGAUAUCCAAUCUGCAAAAUGACAUUCUUAAAGAUGCCAAUAAAAGCAACAUAGACUAUGAUGACGGAGAUAGCCGAGACAAUGAGAAUCUUGUAAUUGAUAUGAAGGAGGACGAGGUGCAUGAGGAUAAGAGUAACGAAGACAAAUCCGAAAAUAAUAAACCUUGCGAAAAGACCGCCGAUGAUGAUCUGGAAAAGCCAAUUGUCUGCAAGCAUUGCCAGAUGACAUUCACUGGCCAACGUGGAUUCAAAAUACACGUACAGUAUUCACAUUUGAAACGGCUCAGCUUCCUGUGUCCCUACUGCGACCGUAGCGCCAACUCGGAGGCGAUGAUGCGCCAGCACAUCCGCGCGAAGCAUCCAUACGAUCUGGAAAAGAUUAUACACAAUCCAAAUGCAUGGGGAAAUGCAAAGCUAAGCAAUGAAUUCUGGAAGAAGGAGUAUGGCCUUUCUCCUCAGAAGACAAAAAAACGGAAAUUGAAUACAGAGAACAAUGUUAACAUUACCGCCGCAACCGCUUCCGUUGGUAAUCGUUUAGAGAAAUGUGAGGUGUGCAACUUUACAGCAGUAAAUUACACCGGCUUGAAGAAUCACAUGAGAACACACUCUCAUCAACACAAUCUCAAGUGUCUGUAUUGCACCUAUAGCUGUUCGUAUAAAGCAGAAAUGGUGGAGCAUUGGGAAUCAAAUCAUCCCUCGGUACCGCUGAAAUACACGGAACGACUGCCAACCAUGCCAACGGCCAAUUCUUCCUCCAACGAAACAAAAACCAAACUAUCGACGCCUCAAAAACAAGACAAUAUCGAUACAUCAAAGAAUGAAGAACGCAAUUCGUCAUCAACUGUAAUUUAUGGCUGUAACUAUUGUAAUCUUCGCAGUGUCUCGCUAUCAUCCAUCAAACAACACUGGAAUCUCAUGCACAAGGAUUCGAAGGGUUCAGAAGCUACUCUUGCUGCAAAGUUUCCAUUUAGAUAUAAACAAAUACUUGUGUCGAGAUUGUCUUCAAGUCCCAUGAAGAAGAAUGUCAUUGAGCGUAAGCAAGUAAAGCAGACAGAAAACCCGUCGCCUGUCAUUCAACAGCAUGGUUGGGUUUGUCAAUGGUGUCAAGAAUUUUGUGAUACCAACAACGAUAGGAUAAGGCAUCACAACAUGUUCCAUUCACAUUUACCACAAAAGUGGAAGGAGCAACAACAGCAACCAAAGGAACAGGAUCAAUCAGACACAUCAGUAUUGUUGCCUGCAAGUGCCGAAAAGUAUGCGACAAAUUCGAAAAACGUUGCAAGUCACUUCGAGUCAGCCGUAGAGAACUUAAUUACGAAGCAUGUCAAGCAGACCGAACCUGAUGACAUGAAGAAGGAGAAUGAUCAGAGCCGUAAUUUGGACACUUCGACAUUGAAAGGAAGUGGUCGUCGGGCUGUUGCGAGAAAAUCUACUACCAAAUCGGCUAUCUCUUGCGCGAGACCGGGCCCACGUAUAUUCAAAGCUGUCGCACGCAAGUCCACGAAUUCAAGAUAUCCGCCAAGUUUUUUUAAGCCACUAUCGGAAAAGCAUAGUACAAACACGGAAUUUGAGAAGGACGAAGUAAUACAGAAGAAACUGUCAUCGUAUUAUGGAAUACCAAGUAGGCCGAUUAAUCUGACCGAAUUGAAUUCAUACAUGGUGGUCGGGGGUCACACAAUGAAGGUAAACUGUCUUACUCUUUCGACACUUAUUAAUAUCAAGCCGAAAGUACUAUUGAAAGACAUUAAAAAAGAUCCUAAAUAUACCGCAAUUCUCUCAAAUUUGGAUUAAUGUUACAAUAAUUAUUCAUAUGAUAUAUGUACAUAGAUAGAUAUAAUAUAUAAUUUUAGUGUCGAGAUUCAAGAUUUUUGCAUUAAGAACAAUUUAGUAUGGAUUGUUCUAAAAACUAGUAUGUAAGUAGAAUUGCAACUGAAACCCCAGUUUUAUUAUAAUCUGUACGUGAUGAAACUCAUUUGCGAUGAUAAAAAGUUAAAAAGUAUGACAGGAGUAUGUCUUAAGCACCGAAAAAUCAUAAUUUAAUGUUAAUAUUAAGUGUACUAUUUACUCCUGUGCUUUUUUCAUUUCACAAAAUAUAACCUGUACAUAUUGAAAGUAUAGAUACGAUCAUAGCUGUACAUUGAAA
Molecule: messenger RNA, 13769 nt
Organism: Cyphomyrmex costatus
Lineage: Eukaryota; Metazoa; Arthropoda; Insecta; Hymenoptera; Formicidae
Exons: 19
Coding region: 233-13417 (4394 amino acids)
Biological process (GO): positive regulation of transcription by RNA polymerase II
Cellular component (GO): nucleus
Source: RefSeq, a predicted model, not a curated record